GCUCCUGCCCCGGCCAUGGGGAGGCGCCGCCGGGCCCGGGAGCCGCCCGCCCGCCUGGUGCUGCUGGCGCUGGCGCUGGCCUCCGGCUCGGCGCUGCUGCUGGCCUCGCUCAGCCUCCUGCUGGCCGCCUGGCCCCGAUCCAGCGCCCGCGCCGCCCAGCAAGAAGCGCCGCCCGCCGCCGCGAUGCCACAGGAGCUGCUGUCCGAGGAUGACGCCGAAGAGCUGGACCCGGUGGUGCUGUCUACCGGCUGGAGCAGCCAAGGCAAGUUCCUGCACCAUUUUGCCCAGCAGGGGGCGCUGCGGCAGAGGAGACAGGCUGCCAAAGGCAAGCGCUCCCGGCCUCGGAGACCCAGCACUGUCUCAGCUGCGCACUACGAAGUGCAGCCCACCGAAGGACGAGCUGGGAUCCAGGCAGAUGCCGACGGGACCAUCCGCGGGUGGGUGGAAGCUAAACUCAACACGACGAGCCCCCUCCGUUACGACAGCAGCCGGGGCGAGUUCACGGUGGCCAAGAGGGGCCUGUAUUACCUGUACUGCCAGGUCCAUUUCAACGAAGGGAAGACGAUCUACAUGAAGCUGGACAUCAUGUUAGAUGGAGAGCUGGCCCUGCGCUGCCUGGAGCAGUUCCCCCCCACCAGCUCUGGGCCCCAGGACCCCGAACUUCGCGUCUGCCAGGUCUCUGGCCUGGUCCUGCUCCGGCCCGACGAGUCCAUCCGGGUCCGCACCAUUGCCAACGUCCGCCUCAAGGCCGACCGUUACCUCACCUACUUCGGUCUCUUCCAAGUCCACUGAGAGGAAGGGCGCCGGGGAUCCGCCGAGAGGGAGGAGAUGGCGUGCC
This is a messenger RNA of Lacerta agilis (Sand lizard), 838 nucleotides long. RefSeq names its product TNF superfamily member 12 (gene TNFSF12). The coding region runs from base 16 to 792 and encodes 258 amino acids. The transcript is spliced from 7 exons. Gene Ontology annotation, cellular component: membrane. NCBI's taxonomy places the organism in Eukaryota, Metazoa, Chordata, Lepidosauria, Squamata, Lacertidae. Gene Ontology annotation, biological process: immune response. Gene Ontology annotation, molecular function: tumor necrosis factor receptor binding; receptor ligand activity. The record is from RefSeq and is a predicted model, not a curated record.